AUGAAACUAAAGGCGCAAUUCCCGGAAAUCGCAUCCAAGUCUCAAGAACAAAAUCCGGAUAUCGGUCGCAUGUUUCCCUCGUUUUCCAAGCUCCCAGAUGAACUCCGCCUUCAAAUAUACGAGUUCAUCGCAUCAACCCCUCGCGUCCUUACCGUCAAGAACCGACGCGUCAACCUCUUCAUCCCCGCCAUCCUUCAAGUCUCCUCCGAAGCUCGCGCCGCAGCACUCAAAUGCUACACCUUCGUCCCAGGUUCGCCAAGCCACCUCGAGCAUCCUGUCUACAUCAACUUCACCCACGACAUCCUCUUCUUCCCUACCGAGUCUCAGCUCUCCGAUAUAUCUUCUCCCGUCGGCAAAGCUCACCACGAUAUCCAAGCCAACAUCCAGAAUAUCAUGAUCGGACGCAUUGACCGUGCCAAUCUUGACGGCACUCUCGAGGAGACCUAUCCAUAUCAUAUGAGGACCUGGAGACGUCUUCAGAGCUUCAAGAGCCUCAAGACAAUCAAGCUCAUCAAGGAAGAUGUCCAGGACUCUGUUGCAAAGGUUUCCGCCAAGUACGAGCUCGCGAGAGCCCGCAGAUUUGUGGUUGGUGGGAGCACCACUGCUAGGGCUCUGGGCUUCGAGUUCUCCACUCAGAAUACAAUGGCGGCUAUGGCUACGGAAAGCUUUAAAGUAAACGACCGAAGAAAGGAGUCAAACAUCGUACGUGGUGCUUCGGAGGUUUUGGCAAUAUCGGAGAUUGGUGUUUCGAAGGAUGUAUCUCCCUUCUUCGGGGUUGCCGGCUCUACUGAAUGA
Molecule: messenger RNA, 795 nt
Organism: Drepanopeziza brunnea f. sp. 'multigermtubi' MB_m1
Lineage: Eukaryota; Fungi; Ascomycota; Leotiomycetes; Helotiales; Drepanopezizaceae
Source: RefSeq, a predicted model, not a curated record